AUGGAUGAAAAAUAUAAACUUUCACAAGGAGAUCAAAUCUUAAACCAAUUACAAAGGUAUGAUGAUAAAAAGCAUGAAUUACUACGAAGUAGGAGUUCUGAGUCACAGUUGAAUACAAGAUACUCAUUUAUGGGUGGAAGCAUGGUGCAGACGGGUCCUAAGAUGUCAAGAAGUAUAAGUUCACUUAGUACUCUUUCUCAACAAUUGAAACAGUUACCAUACGAUGAAGUAGGAGCACAACGAGAAAUAGGUGGAGAGGAAACGUUGGGUAGAAAGCAAGAAGGGCAACUUAAAGAUGAGUUUGUUAAUUCACAAGUGGAUUUAUUAAGAUUAAAGAGAGGCAGCACAUUAGCUGGGCAUGAUUAUUGGACCGCCAGCAAGUUGUCAAAUAGUUCAGACCUUCAGGAUCUAAAUGAUUUUCCGAAACUAAUAGAUGGUGUUCAAAGGGUAGAAAUAGUAGAUGGAGGAAACAAGGACGAUGAGCCGUCCCAUCAAUAUACUUCAUUAAAAAUAGAGGACAUUAGACCUAGAUAUGUGCCGCCAAUAAACUUUGCUUUAGUGGAAAGUGAUCUUUACAGGUCUGGCCAUCCCCAGCCUGUUAAUUUGAAGUUUCUCGAAGAGCUAAAGUUGAAAACAAUUGUGUAUUUGGGUGAUAAGGACGAUAACUAUGAAUAUUACAAGUGGGUAAAAAAACAUAAAAUAAGCUUCAAGUUUUUUAGAAUGAAGGAGGUUGGAAGGGCCGGGUUUCGAAAGGCUGCGGAGGGCCAGGAGGCUAUUUUAAAGAGCCAGGAGGUGAUGAACUCAAUACUAAAUGUGCUUCUAAAUAAGGAUAACUAUCCAGUUCUUAUUCAUUCAAACAAGGGCAAGCAUAGAGUUGGGGUUUUGAUUGGGCUGAUAAGGGUGUAUCUUCAAGGCUGGACCUUAAGUGGUGCAUUCGAUGAGUAUGCAAAAUUUAGCAGGGAGAAGGGAGAAUAUGAUUUGGAGUUUGUGGAAAUGUUCCAUCCAGUAUUGAAGAUUGAUACAGCAAAAACGCCAGAAUUUGUAAAUAUCAGUUGA
Brettanomyces bruxellensis is the source of this 1056-nucleotide messenger RNA. RefSeq lists its product as uncharacterized. The coding region runs from base 1 to 1056 and encodes 351 amino acids. Gene Ontology annotation, molecular function: inositol diphosphate tetrakisphosphate diphosphatase activity; phosphatase activity. Gene Ontology annotation, biological process: protein dephosphorylation. The transcript has a single exon. NCBI's taxonomy places the organism in Eukaryota, Fungi, Ascomycota, Pichiomycetes, Pichiales, Pichiaceae. The record is from RefSeq and is a predicted model, not a curated record. Gene Ontology annotation, cellular component: cytoplasm.